Messenger RNA from Colletotrichum navitas, 535 nucleotides. RefSeq lists its product as uncharacterized. The coding region runs from base 178 to 432 and encodes 84 amino acids. The transcript has 2 exons. Lineage: Eukaryota; Fungi; Ascomycota; Sordariomycetes; Glomerellales; Glomerellaceae. The record is from RefSeq and is a predicted model, not a curated record.
CGUGGUCGUAAUCAACAAAACUGCUAUAAAUUCAAGUCAAAGCCACACCUUUCCGUUCAUGAUUUAUACUAUUUCAUCAUCAACUUAAUAUAUUAAAACACGCCGGUCGUCUUCACCCCUUCUCCAUACUCAACCAACCAACCUGCUGUGCAGAAGAUCUCAUUUCACCAAAACAAAAUGAAGUUCACCGCUAUUGUCUUCGCUACGUUUACCGCCAGCGUCGUCGCCAUAAAGGGUUGUGGUUUCCCCGAUGGUCCCGACUGCAAAUCACUUGGCAAGGGGGCCAAUGGACUUGAGCAGUUCACGGACGAUGGCUGCUGCGUUUUCCCCCUCCGAUGCGGCAACGGCGAUGGAGGCCAGGCGUGCGAGUUCGCAAAGAGUGACAAGAAGGUGAAAGACCUCAGGGGCCGUCGCGUCAAGAUCACAGCAUAGUGUGGGCCUUAAAUACAAUAAUUGGCAAUAAAUUACAGUACGACUAUGUUCAUCUCACUCUCGGCAGGAAUUUUGAAUAGUUGGACUAUUAUGCGACGGUGAG